Molecule: messenger RNA, 3902 nt
Organism: Propithecus coquereli (Coquerel's sifaka)
Lineage: Eukaryota; Metazoa; Chordata; Mammalia; Primates; Indriidae
Product: rho GTPase-activating protein 7
Exons: 14
Coding region: 321-3596 (1091 amino acids)
Biological process (GO): signal transduction; regulation of Rho protein signal transduction; actin cytoskeleton organization
Cellular component (GO): focal adhesion; membrane raft
Molecular function (GO): GTPase activator activity; protein binding; lipid binding
Source: RefSeq, a predicted model, not a curated record
CCGGGCGAUCGAGAGCCUGUGCGCUCCAGCCACCGGAGUGAGGGCGCGUCGCUGUGUCCCAGCUAUGGCCGAACCUCCCCGCAGCAGGAGCAACCGCUCCCGAGCUGCUCGCCCAGCUCCCUGAGCGCUCUCCCUUUGCGAUCUCUAGAAAACCCCGCGUUCUUUCUGGGGCCGUGGCGAGGGGCAGGGAGAGGCAAGGAUGCGCUGAGCACCGCUAGGGCGCGCGUCCUGGGUGCUGCCGUGGGUCCCGACGCGGAGCCGAGCUGCCUCGGCCUGCCUCGACUUCCCCACUGCGCGCCUGCCGCCUUCGGCCGCCCUGGAUGUGCAGAGAGAAGCCGGACACCAUGAUCCUAACACAAAUUGAAGCCAAGGAAGCAUGCGAUUGGCUACGGGCAACUGGUUUCCCCCAGUACGCUCAACUUUAUGAAGAUCUCCUGUUCCCCAUUGAUAUUUCCUUGGUCAAGAGAGAGCAUGACUUUUUGGACAGAGAUGCCAUUGAGGCUCUAUGCAGGCGUCUAAAUACUUUAAACAAAUGUGCGGUGAUGAAGCUAGAAAUUAGUCCUCAUCGGAAGAGAAGUGAAGAUUCAGACGAGGAUGAGCCUUGUGCCAUAAGUGGCAAAUGGACUUUCCAGAGGGACAGCAAGAGGUGGUCCCGGCUUGAAGAGUUUGAUGUGUUUUCUCCAAAGCAGGACCCCAUCCCCGGGUCCCCAGACGACUCCCACCCAAAGGAUGCCGCGAGCCCUGGGGGCGUGCUGAUGGACCUCGGCGAGCACCAGGAGGUGUCCUCCGUCCGCAGCCUGAGCAGCACCAGCAGCCUCCCCAGCCACGCGCCCCCCAGCGAGGACACCGCAACCCCCCGGACUAACUCUGUCAUCAGCGUCUGCUCCUCCAGCAACUUCGCGGGCAAUGACGACUCUUUCUGCAGCCUGCCCUCUCCCAAGGAACUGUCCAGCUUCAGCUUUAGCAUGAAAGGCCACGAGAAGAACGCCAAGUCCAAGACGCGCAGCCUGCUGAAACGGAUGGAAAGCCUGAAGCUCAAGGGCUCCCACCACGGCAAGCACAAGGCACCGUCCAAGCUGGGCCUGGUCAUCAGUGGGCCCAUUCUGCACGAGGGGGUGGACGAGGACAAGCUGAAGCAGCUGAACUGCGUGGAGAUCUCCGCCCUCAACGGCAACCGCAUCAACGUCCCCAUGGUACGAAAGAGGAGCGUCUCCAACUCCACGCAGACCAGCAGCAGCAGCAGCCAGUCUGAGACCAGCAGCGCCGUCAGCACGCCCAGCCCUGUCACCAGGACCCGGAGCCUCAGUGCCUGCAACAAGCGGGUGGGCAUGUACUUAGAGGGCUUUGAUCCCUUCAAUCAGUCGACUUUUAACAACGUGGUGGAGCAGAACUUUAAAAACCGCGAGACCUACCCGGAGGACACCGUGUUCUACAUCCCUGAAGAUCACAAGCCUGGCACUUUCCCCAAGGCCCUCUCCAAUGGCAAUUUCUCCCCCUCAGGGAAUAACAGCUCUGUGAACUGGAGGACGGGAAGCUUCCACGGCCCUGGCCACAUCAGCCUACGGAGGGAAAACAGCAGUGACAGCCCUAAGGAACUUAAGAGGCGCAAUUCCUCGAGCUCCGUGAGCAGCCGCCUCAGCAUCUACGACAACGUGCCAGGCUCCAUCCUCUAUUCCAGCUCAGGUGACCUGGCCGACCUGGAGAACGAGGACAUCUUCCCUGAGCUGGAUGACAUCCUCUACCACGUGAAAGGAAUGCAGCGGAUAGUCAAUCAGUGGUCAGAGAAGUUCUCAGAUGAGGGCGACUCCGACUCGGCCCUGGACUCAGUCUCUCCGUGCCCGUCCUCGCCAAAGCAGAUACACCUGGAUGUGGACAACGAUCGGGCCACACCCAGUGACCUGGACAGCACCGGCAACUCCCUGAAUGAACCCGAAGAGCCCUCUGACAUCCCAGAAAGAAGGGAUUCUGGGGUUGGGGCUUCCUUGACCAGGUCCAAUAGGCACAGACUGAGAUGGCACAGUUUCCAGAGCUCUCAUCGACCGAGCCUAAACUCUGUAUCACUGCAGAUUAACUGCCAGUCUGUGGCCCAGAUGAACCUGCUGCAGAAAUACUCGCUCCUAAAGUUAACGGCCCUGCUGGAAAAAUACACACCUUCUAACAAGCAUGGUUUUAGCUGGGCUGUGCCCAAGUUCAUGAAAAGGAUCAAGGUUCCAGACUACAAGGACCGGAAUGUGUUUGGGGUCCCUCUGACGGUCAACGUGCAGCGCACAGGACAGCCCCUGCCGCAGAGCAUUCAGCAGGCUAUGCGCUACCUCCGGAACCACUGUUUGGAUCAGGUUGGGCUUUUCAGAAAAUCGGGCGUCAAAUCCCGGAUUCAGGCUCUGCGCCAGAUGAACGAAGGUGCCAUAGACUGUGUCAACUACGAAGGACAGUCUGCUUACGACGUGGCAGACAUGCUGAAGCAGUAUUUUCGAGAUCUUCCUGAGCCACUCAUGACAAAUAAACUCUCAGAAACCUUUCUGCAGAUCUACCAAUAUGUACCCAAGGACCAGCGCCUGCAGGCGAUCAAGGCGGCCGUAAUGCUCCUGCCUGAUGACAACCGGGAGGUUCUCCAGACCCUUCUUUAUUUCUUGAGCGAUGUCACAGCGGCUGUAAAAGAAAACCAGAUGACUACAACCAACCUGGCCGUGUGCUUAGCGCCUUCCCUCUUCCACCUCAACACCCUGAAGAGAGAGAAUUCCUCCCCAAGGGUAAUGCAAAGAAAACAAAGUUUGGGCAAACCAGAUCAGAAAGAUUUGAAUGAAAACCUGGCUGCCACUCAGGGGCUGGCCCACAUGAUUGCGGAGUGUAAGAAGCUUUUCCAGGUUCCUGAGGAAAUGAGCCGCUGUCGUAAUUCCUAUACCGAACAGGAGCUGAAGCCCCUCACCCUGGAAGCCCUGAGCCGCCUGGGUAAUGCUGAAUCCACUGACUACCAGCACUUCCUCCAGGACUGUGUGGACGGCCUGUUCAAAGAGGUCAAAGAGAAGUUUAAAGGCUGGGUCAGCUACUCGACUUCGGAGCAGGCCGAGCUGUCCUAUAAGAAGGUGAGUGAAGGACCCCCACUAAGGCUCUGGAGGUCAACCAUCGAAGUUCCCGCUGUGCCUGAGGAAAUCUUAAAGCGCCUACUUAAAGAACAGCACCUCUGGGACGUAGACCUGUUGGAUUCGAAAGUGAUCGAGAUCCUGGACAGCCAGACUGAAAUUUACCAGUACGUCCAGAACAGCAUGGCACCCCACCCUGCUCGGGACUACGUGGUUUUGAGAACCUGGAGGACUAAUUUACCCAAGGGAGCGUGUGCCCUUUUACUCACCUCUGUGGAUCAUGACCGGGCGCCUGUGGUGGGCGUGAGGGUUAAUGUGCUCUUGUCCAGGUAUUUGAUUGAACCCUGCGGGCCAGGGAAAUCCAAACUCACCUACAUAUGCAGAGCUGAUUUAAGGGGCCACAUGCCAGAGUGGUACACAAAAUCUUUUGGACAUUUGUGUGCAGCUGAGGUUGUAAAAAUCCGGGACUCCUUCACUAACCAGAAUACUGAAACCAAAGACACCAAAUCUAGGUGAUUACUGAAGCAAAGCAACUGUGUCCACCAUCCGGGUGUUCAUUCGUAGAACCUUGCCAGUCCCUGGAAGAAUGGGUUCCAUGUCUGAUCCUCAAAACUACAAGUUGGAGUGUAGGAAUUGACUAUAGCAAUUUGAUACAUUUUUAAAGCUGCUUCCUGAUUGUUUAAGGUCUAUAUUAAUAGACCUUGACUGGAAUAUAUAAGACUGUGCAAAAAAAAAUGUAUUUGUAUUCUUAUUCAGAUUGCUUCUGAGAAGCAAAACUAAAUACAUUACAGAAGAUAAUGAAGAUACUUUGUUCUCUUGUGA